This is a messenger RNA of Penicillium cinerascens, 576 nucleotides long. Its product is annotated as GPI anchored serine-threonine rich protein. The record is from RefSeq and is a predicted model, not a curated record. Lineage: Eukaryota; Fungi; Ascomycota; Eurotiomycetes; Eurotiales; Aspergillaceae. Bases 1 to 576 code for a protein of 191 amino acids. The transcript has 3 exons.
AUGCGCUUCAUCACCAAACUACCCCUUAUCCUCGCCGCCUCGGCAUCCCUAGCCGCUGCCAAGGAUGCAACCACCACCGCUAGCACCGCUACCACCACAAAAUGCGCUGCGCACAAGGUCGUCGAACAAUGCUUACUCGACAUGAAAUUCGAACUCGAGAACUGCAUUUCCAACGACUGGGACUGCAAAUGCACAGGCAGUGAAAACGUCGCUAACUGCUACGACAACUGCCCCGAAGACCCCAACCGCUUCGGUGCACAACAAAUCCGCGAACAAAACUGCAUCAACGCAAAGGCCUACGGCACCCACACCACAAUGACCGGAACCGUCCAGUCCACCCCUGUUUCUGCAUCUUCUAUGCGUUCAUCGUCGAGUGCUUCUGCCGAAUCUACUUCUGCCACGCCUACUGGUACACACAGCGGACUUGAGGAGAAUAAUGGGUCUGAGUCGGGGCCGACUAAGUCAUUGUCUGGACUUGAGGCUACAAGUACUCCUAGUAAGGCUGCGGCGGCGACGAUCAAGGUUGUUGGGGGAUGGAUGGCAUUUUUGGGAUUGGGAUUGGGGGCUUUGGUCUAG